Molecule: messenger RNA, 10689 nt
Organism: Naegleria lovaniensis
Lineage: Eukaryota; Heterolobosea; Eutetramitea; Acrasida; Naegleriidae
Exons: 1
Coding region: 1-10689 (3562 amino acids)
Source: RefSeq, a predicted model, not a curated record
AUGCUUCAACCUCAGGCAACACGAUCAUCAUCAUCAGGUAUCGUAAGCAAUACUUCACCUCCUUCUUCUUCACCUGUCUGCGCUCUCAUCAUUAGAGAGCAACAACAAGUCAUCGCUAAUAUUAACGAUAUCGAUGGAUCCCUUGUUGCUUCUCAGCCUCUUGGAGGAAUAAAUUUUUCAAAUAUUUCUCCUGGAUCCCGAAGUAAUUUAUCUAAAACAAUAACCGUAGAUAAUAGGAGUGAUGAAGACAUUACGAUCCGGUUAAGUUUUGUUCAUCAACAAAUUUCAUCAUCAUCACUGAACACUGUAAACCAUUCAACUAUUAGCAACAGUAGUACCAAUCCAAGUAAUACCGCCGUAUCAAGCAAUGUACAAACAACUUCGGCAGUCACAUUUCAAACAUUUGAUUCCAGUGAUCAACAAUUUUCUAAUCAAAUGUUCAAUACUUUAUAUAACUUCCAACAAAUCAAAAUCAAAAAAUUUGAAUCAAAUAAUUUUGUCAUUAAUUUUCAUCCGAACAAAUUACCAUCACUCUCUGAUUCUUUCAAAUCUCACGAUCUUAAGUCUUUCAAAGGAAAUAUUGUGUUAGAUGUUAUCUCUCUAAAAUAUAACGACAAGAUUAAAAUACCUUUCGCAGUAGAAUUCAAUCAGAGCAAGCUAAAGCUAGAUGAGAAUGAAAUUGAAUUUGGUACUUCUAUUAUUAACCGCAAAUAUAUCAAAGAAUUCACGAUCACCAAUAUUUCUGAAGAAGAUAUUACGUUUGGUAUUUCUUCAAAAGAUAAUGUCAUCAUUAGAAAUACAUCUCAUCGAUCUAGAAGUUUUUCAAAUCCUUUGAUUAUUUCUGAGGAUAGAGCAAUUGCCGAGUUGACUUUCUCAGAGUAUGAAACUGGAAAGUUAUUAGGAAAGACCGAAAAUGUAAUUAUGGCUCAUUCAUCACUGAGGGUAAACGUUGUUUUCAUUCCCAAAAUCAUUGGCGAAUUGAAUGUCAAUAUAUCGAUAUCAAAUGACAUUGAUGGAGUUCUUUCAACAAUUAAUUUUAAAUCGAUUGCAUACACUACAGAUGCAUCUGAUGCAAUACCAAGUAAGAGUCGAAGUAUUCUUGUGUUGGAUGAAUUUGGAAAACAAGCCAUCUCAAAAAUUGAUUUUGGAGACUUUUUUAAAGGACAGACAGUGUUUAGAGUGAUUACAUUGAGAAAUCAGAGUAACGAGUCGUAUGAUAUUUAUUUGACUACGAGUAGUAGUAGUAGUAGUAGUAGUAGCACUUCUAAUAAUUCAUUGCAAACAUCCUCCUCCACUACAACAUCAAGCAUUGGUGGAAACUCUCCAGUUGGAGGACAAUCCCAAAUAACUCCACAAGAGAAUGCGAAGGAGCAUGAUUUCAUUCACUUUGAAGUUUUUGAUCCAAACAUUCACAAUGCACUUCUCCACAAUGAUGAAAACUCUUCCACUCAACAAAAUUCUGGAGCAUUCACUACUGGUGGCUCUUCGUCCCUGUACAGAGAAAGCAUUGAAGAAAUUACGUUACUACCAAAGAGUGAUCGAAAAGUUCUUGUUUGUGCUCACGUACCUCUUGAUGAGAAUUGUUUAUUCGAUACAUUAAUGUCCAAAAUUAAGACAACCAUAUUAAUUACCACCAAAAGCACAAGCGGUAGUUCCAAUGUCAUGACCACUUCGAGCAGUAGUGCCACCAGCACUAUUAUGAGUGCUAGUGGAAGUAGCAAUGUUGGCAUGGGUGGAAUGAUGACACCCCCUUCGACAAGUAUCACCUCUUUGGUUGGAGUUGGUAGUAGUGGAGUUGGUAGCAACACUGGUUCUACUUCGACUAUUAACCCGAACACCAUACCAACCACCACGAUCAUCACAUCAACAACAACAACAACACCAGAACGACGAGUGUUGGCCACUCUCAAAGCCAUUGCUCAUACCUGUACUUCCAUCAUUGAAGUCUCUCCAACCAAUAUCAAAUUUGGUGAUAGCACUAUUGGAGAUAUCAAAUUCGCCUCAGUCACUGUCUUUAACAAGUCUGAUUUACCUACACGAAUUUCUGUUCAAUUUACUUCCAAAGUGAUUACUUGUAAGACAAAAACAGCUCUUAUUGCUCCUCACAAAUCUAUUAGAAUUAGUUUUAGAUUAUCUCCAAGAAGAGUCAAUCCAAAUUAUAGAAAACAAAUUACAAUUGUGAAUGAAAACAACAAAUUGAAUGAGCAAAUUAUUGAAGUCGAAUCUAACAACGUGGACAGAAACAUGUUGAAUUUUCAUUGCAAAUUUUAUGAUGUUCACACUUCCUCGCAACACAAUUAUGCAAAAUCUAUCAACUUUGGAGUCGUUGCUUUGAAUGGAAUUGCAUUAUCCAAAUUUCAAUUGUCUAACAUUUCAGACGAACCCAUUGUUUUACGUUUGAGAUCAUCCUUAAUGGAGAAUGAACUUGUUCCCUAUAGAAUAUCACGAAAGAAUUCUUCCAUUCAACAACAACAAGACAUGAUAUCAAGUAGUGCCAAUGAGACCGCUUCAGACAAUGACAACAUUCAACAGACAUCACCACCCUCCGAUGUCUAUUCUCCCUAUGAUAGCAGUUCCACAACAACUUCAUAUCAUACGACCACUGGAACAGGAAGUGGAGUGGAUUCUGCCUCUUCACCAGUGUUCAAACAUCACAAGAAGAGAAAAAGAAAACAACAAAUUACCACACAGACCACCCAAACGACCACCACAGCAGCAACCACAGCAACCACAGCAACAAAAACUUCAAAUGUUGUUUCUGCUGCUGCUUCUCCCACAUCUCUUCAACAACAACCAAUCAAACCCACUCCAUUGUUGAAACUCAAAGAGGAAUCUUUUCACAUGAAACGAUCCACUUCAUUGCAUGAAUCAUUCCGAACAGGUAAUCAUGUAACGGCCAGCACACCUACCUUAUUCAACACGGAUUUUGCUGGCGUAGAUGAAAUUAGUACAUUGGUGAGCUUUGACUCUGAUGAUAGUGAUGAAGAUAACAUGGACAACUUUUCAACGAUCAGUGGUCAUUCGGACAUGUUCAUGGGGAACACCGCUCCAAUUUCAAACCCUCAAGAGUUUUGUGAUGAUUUACUCACUCUGUAUGAAAAAAUUCAAGAAAAUCUUUUUGAUCAAACGAACAAUCAACAAGUGGCAGAUGAAGAGUCAAUUAUUAAUGAUGAACUAACAUUCAAAAACAAGUUAUCCUUUGCAAUUGAACAAUAUAUUCUAGUUCCAUGCGAUUUAAUUUCAAUUGAGCCUCGAUCAUCCAUGGAUAUUUUUGUUACUUAUUCACCAAAGAGCACCAAUAGCAAAUUUAUGACCACACCUUCCAAUAUUUCUCCUCUCAGUCUUCACAGUGAUGUUUCAUUUUCAAGCAAUACUUCUAUUAAUGCCAUGAAAAAGAAUUUUGAAAAACUUUUUAUUGAAUUGGUGGAAUAUGAUCGAACAUUGGUUGAUGAAAUUAUUCCAAAAGACUCUCUUCCACCAAGAGAACUUACGGUUCAAUCAAAAGUUUGUCUCUCCAUGAUGGAAAUCGCUCAAAAAAAUAUUAACUUUGGAUCCAUUACCAAUGUUGAAGACCGAAAGAAGACUAUUACCAUCAGUAAUGCAUCUGAAGUUCCAUUACUAUUUCGUGUGAAGAGAUCUGGCUCCAUUGCCUCCAAUGACAUUAAAAUAUUGGACAUGUUGGAGUGUGGUGGUGUUGUUCGUCCAUACGGAAGUAGAGACAUUCAAUUAUAUUUCAAACCUUCUCUUCCAGGAGUAUUCAAUGAGACAUUAACAUUUGAGAAUAUUUUAGACGAAUCUGAAAAGAUUCAUAUUGUUGUAAAGGCUGAUAUUAGAAACUAUGAAAAGUUUACACUCAAAUCCAAUGAUGUCAAUUUUGGAAAUAUUUUAAUUGGUCAACCUAGCAUUUCCAGAAAAAUUGUAGUGACCAAUAUGAGUAAGAAUAGAAGAAUAUUCGAAACUAUGAUCGAGUAUGUGAGCUUUAGUUUUUGUAGAUUUGAAUUUGAAUACGAUUUGGAACCAGUGAGUCAAAGCACAGAAAUUGAAAAAUUAGAAACAGAGCUCGAAAAAUUGGAGCAUAAAUAUAGAAUUUGUGUGAGAAAGAAUAAGACUUCAAAAAUUAAGAAACUCACAGAAAGGAUCAAUGAAAUCAAAAAGGAACUCAAUUUUGAUGAUAAUACACCAGUGGGUCGAGUGGACGAUGAUGUUUUCAUCUCUGAAAGCGAUGAUGAAGGAAAAAAGGAACGAAAAUUCAAGAAGAUUGAAGAGAAUGGUAUUCGAUUUGCAAUUCCAGCCAGAAUGUCUCAGGUCAUUAACUUGAAAAUCAAACCUUAUCUCAUAGGCGCAACUAGUCCCAAUGUUGCUUUUGAAAAUGGUAUUUGUAGAAUGCUUGUCUAUGAGAAUAGAAAUACGGAUGAGCAAAAAAUGGUGACUUUGAGUUCUGUCGUAUACUACGAUAUCAAAUCGUAUACCAUGAUGACAUCAUCCUUAACAAAAGGUUCGCAAGAAUCUUCAACAUUAAUGGUAACUCCAGUCUCACCACUCUUGGGAAAGGGUCACAUGAUCGAUAUGGAAAGACCUCAGUGGUCUGGAGUUAACUUGGCUUCUUUACCGAACAAGGAGUCUACCAAUACGACUGCCAUGACGGUUGGUAGUACUAGUAGUGGUAGUAAUGGUAGUAAUGGUAGUACUACACAACUACCAACAUCCAGAAUUGUGACUCUUCCAACAAAGAUUGAGAAAAUGACACAGUCAUCCAAACCAACCUCAUCCACAAAUUUACUCAAAUCAAUUCAAAUACUUUCUCCUGAAAUUGAUUUGGGUACAAUAUCUGUUGGUGAAAAAGUGAAAUGUAAGAUUUCCAUAACCAAUGAAUCGAAAACAGAAGAAUCAGGUUUUGUCAUAUUGGAAGGCUCCAAACAAUCAUCCGAUUGUGAACUUCAAUUUAGCAAAAGAAAUGGAACUCUACCACCAGGAAAGUAUGAAAAUAUUGAAGUCGUAUGUGAGUGGUUUAGUCCUGGUACACAAACUCGCACUGUGAACAUUCGAGAUUUAAGAACCAAAGUGAUCCACAAAUGUACGAUCAAAGGCAAUGUUAUUGUAGACUCUCCCAUUCACUUUGAGAAUUUGAGUGAUGAUCGAAUUCUCAAUUUUGGUUUUUGUUAUAUCAUGAAUAAUGAGGCAUCAGAAGAGGAUCGAGCAAGCCAUUUAACAACAAGUGAAUCCUCUACCAUUUUGAAUACUUCUCUCCACAAUUAUGCAAAAGUUUCGAGUUUCAAAGUUCAUAAUACCAAAGACUAUGCGCUCACUCUUAAAUUAACCUCCAAUUCCAAGAAACAAAUUUUCAUAUUCAAAGAUGAAUCUCUCAGUAGUAGUGAACCAAUCACUCUGUUGAAAGUUAAUCCUCAUGAAAUUGUACCAAUAUUUGUAGCCUUCAAACCCUAUAUGAAUAUGAAUUUAGCUAAUAAGGGAAAAUGUACUUCAUUUGCAAGUAGUAUUGUAUUGAGUGUUUUGAAUGAGGAAAAACAAAUGUAUUCUCAAGUCAUUCAAAUUCGAGCAUUUAUUGGAAAGAGUAUUCUCAAUGUUGAUACUCAAUUUAUUGAUUUUGGAUGGUCCAGCAAUUUAAAACAAUUCACAGGUAGUUUCACAAUUUCCAAUGGCAAUCAAUAUCUACCACUCGAAUAUGAAAUUAUUUCAUCCUCUCCCAAUGAAUUGUAUGUGUGUCAUGAAAAUUUAUUGAAAGGAGUAUUGAGUGGAAACAAAACUCAAGAGGUUCAAUCUCCCACACAAAGUCCUUCGAAAACUUGUACUCAUCCACAUACCCUUACGAUACCAUUCAUCUUUCAACCAUCCUCCAGUGGUCUCCAUGAUAAUUACUUUACAAUAGUGAACAAAUCUGCAUGUUACCAUCAUGCGGAAUCUACAGCAACAGCAACAACAACAACAACAACAACCAUAGCAGGUCAUCAUCAUGCGGAAUCAACAACCAUAGCAGUUCGUGCAUUUGUCGAUGAUCGAAAGUCUCUUCGUAAUAAUCUUGUUGCAGACAGCUCUGGAGUGGAUGCUUUGAUAUUCAACACAGUUUAUGUGGUGAAGGAACGUUUACCAGUGAUACAGGAAGAACCACAUGCUCAACAAGAGAACUCUUCUGCUAGUGCUUCUGAAGUGGAUAACAACCUUGGUGGUGAUCUUACGACAUCUUCUUCAGAUGAACUCUUCAUAUCUGGUGUUCCUCUACCACACGUACAACAAUUAGCAAAACAAUUAAUUGAAGAUUAUGAAUAUGUAGAUGAAUCUGAAAAGGAUUUAAUUGAGGAAAUUCAAAAUUCAAUCAUUUUAGGUAUUCAAGAAUUCCAAAUGUCUAACAUUUCAAAACAAGACAUGUUUCUCAUACCAUACAGUGAUGUGGACAUGAUCGUUUUUGUGAAAAAGAAAAAGAAUAAUACUAGUUUGCGGAGAAGUAAUAAUCAAGGCAUCAACAAUGGUAGUAAUAACUCUCUGACUUCUAAAGAUCGUCUUCAAGUCAUGUUGAAUUCUGCCAAUCAUUCAUUCAAUCAAUAUUCCAAGAGAGGAAAACCAUUCAUUUUACCAGCUGGAGAACAAUUAACAUUGGUGACCAUGUUGACUGGUCUUCCAUUGAACAUGUCCAUUCUCGAUAUUGAAACUCUUUUAAAGAAAUCAAAUGUAAAUGUUCAACGAUCUCUCAUUUUGGCAGAUGAUAAGGAACAUGUAUUGAAAUUGAUCAAUGUUCAUAUUCAAUUGGGAAUAUCAGAUGUUACACUUCGCUCCAACUCUAUUAAUUUGGGGAAAGUAGGAUAUGUCGACCAGUGGAAUCCUCGAAAAUUCCAAAUCGUGUUGAAUAAUCACUCGGAGGUUAUUGCAAAAGUGAGACUCGUGUCGAAACCCAAUGAAAUUGAAUUUCUCUCCAACGUUUUCUCCAAUGAUCUCAGAAAUGAGAACAAUCCUACUACUAGUGCUAGUAAUAAUAAUCAUGCGAAUAAUAGUAAUAAUAACCAUGCGAAUAACAAUAACAUUGGCUAUAACAUGACUGGAUCAUCAGGCGAUCAGAAAGUGAACAAGAUGGAAUGGACCAUUCCUCCAAAGGGUCAAAAGACAAUUUUAGCCACCCUCAAAACCAAUGAGUAUAUGGAUAAGAAACCACUCGAUCCAGAUGGACUCAUUUCACUUCCUGUCGUCUUUGAAAAUUUAUUCAAUCCAUCCAAUGUAUUGACUGCUCAAAUUACUGCAAAUAUCACUCAAAGAGUUUGGGAAAUAUUUGGAUUACAAUCCAACAAUACGAUCAAAAUGCCAUUAUUGCAAUGUCCUGAAAUUAUGAAAACAAAUAGUAACACGAGUUCUGUGAGUGAUUUAACAUUGACCAUCACCAACAAUAGUCCUUCUAAAAUUGAUUCUAAAUUUAGAGUCGUGUACAACAAUCCAAGUAUUUAUCACUUUUUGAAAAUUGAUUUACUUGAUUUCUCAACAAGCAUACCAAUUAAGGAAUACAAAUUUGAAAAGAAGUCUACUCUUUAUAUUAGAAUUAGGUGUCGAGCGAAACAAAAUGCAACCAUUCCACAUGAACUCUAUUCAUUAAUCAACACUCCAGAUGAUUUGAAUAUUCAUCCAAACGAUUUGAAAUAUAUGAACAUUGGAAAGUUAAUAUUUGAAUCUUCCAAUCAACCAAAAGAAUCUUUUGAUAUUUAUGGAGCAAUUAUUCAAUAUCCAACCUUUUCACUUUCUGUAGACAAGUUAGAUUUUAAAUUACCAUCCAAUUAUUAUUUCAAUGUUGGUUCAUUAUUGAGUGAUGAGUCCAAAGAUGUAUCAACAUGUUGGAACAUGCAAGAUGACUCUUCUCCUCCUAUCCACAAUGCACAAAGCAACAUCUCUGAAGGAAUAAUCGAAUCAUCCAAAGAUCAUCAUGGUUCAGAAAGAAAACGAGGUCAUACUAGUACUACUGGUAGUAGUAAUACGUUCACACUUCCCAAAGUUCUCCAAGAAUCUUUUACUAUCAAAAAUAUCAAAAAAUAUGAAGCACUCUAUUUCAAAAUUAAAAAGAGUUGGACCAAUGAAGAAGAACUGGAAGGUGUGAAUAUUACCGUCUUUCCUGAAAAGGGUCUCCUUGAACCAGCUCUCUCUACAGUAAUUAGUGUAUUUAUUGAUUAUUCAUCCAUUUCAAAUAUUGAGAAAGUCUUUGAAAAACUUUCCAUGAUUGGAAAGUCGUAUCAUUUAGUGGUAUCGGAUGAAUAUGCUCCAUUGACCACACAAAAUUUAUCAUUGAAUGUUAAAGCAAUGGAUUAUUACAAGAUGUAUGGAACUUCUACAGAUUCCGAAAAAGUUGUGAGUGAUGCUCAUGGAAUGGAUCCACGUGGUGUAACUACUACGAGUCAUACCUCCACCACGACGGAUAUUACUGCAAUGUUGUUGGGUAAUAUCAUUACUAGUAGUAGUAGUAAUAGUAGUAAUAGUAGUAGUAAUAGAAGUAAUAAUAGUAGUAACAUUGGUCAUACGACUGUUCAUUCGACUAGUAGUAGUAGUAGCAAACAACAACAACCAUCCAAAUCAUUGAAUGUACCCAUAUUGAUAUUGAAGGGAUGUCGACAACUCUCAUCAUCUGGAAGCAACACAACUUCAAACAGAUAUGAAAUUGAAUUCAAACAUAAGAGAACACUCACAAAAAAGACCAUUGAAAGUAAGAUUACAUUGGAAAAUCCAUCACCUCAAGAUGUUUCCUACAAAAUUUAUACCAUUUCAGGUAAAAUUAAUUCGAGUACAAGUCCAUUUACCAUUAGUCGUACAGGUGGAACAAUCGAUGCCUUCGACUCUCAUCAAAUUACAUUUACAUUCAAUACUGAUUCUAUUGAAAGCUUCUCUGAUUAUAUAAUGAUUGAAAAUUGUGAAAAUCCACUUGAUUUAAAGACAUUGAGAGCAUCUCUUGAAAUUUUAAGCGAAAUUGAAGAUCCUGAAAAAUUAUUUGAUAUUCGAAUUGAUGGAAUUAAGAGUAUCAAUACUACUAGUGAUCUCAUGGAUGAUAGUAAUAAUAAUAGUAAUAAUGAAUUACCACUCAAAAUGGAUUUAGGAACAGCAUUUAUUGAUACAGUUAUUAGACAUCGAUUCAUUGAUGUUGUGAAUUUGAGUAAUGAUACUCCACUUGAAUUCUUUUUCACAUCGAAUCACAAUCCAGAAACUACUGAACUUCACUUUUCACUUUCAUUAACUUCAUUGAAACCAUUCUAUAGUUUACGAGUGGAACCAAAAUCAAAAACAAGAGUUUAUUUAAUUUAUAAGGUUCAUAAGGAAAUAAUCAAUGAUAGUGUAUCAUCAACUCCUCCAACAAUGAUCAGUAGUAGUCAUGAUUCAAACACUGCAAUGACGACCAAUACAAACUUGAUGAUUGAAUCUCGAUCUCCUUCAACACCACCUCAGUCCAUCAUGAUGGAUCAGAGUCUCAUGACAACUUGUCCUUCAUUCCACUCUAUGGAUGACUCUCAUACAACAUUUAUGGAUGAAUUUGAUAUUCUUGUCAAAUGUAAAUUAGUGAAAGAUUAUCAAAGAAUGAUCAAAGUGACAGCAACAUGUGUGAGACCACAAAUGUACUUGACAAGACAAGAAGUAACGUUUGUUUGCAAUGAACAACAUUCAAUGACCAUGAUGGAUGUUAAUUACAAUCCAAUUGAUCGAUAUCCAAUUACACUCAAAAAUUUACUCUCUGUUCCUUUACUUUAUAUCAUUAGAGAUGAUUUUUGUAAAUUAUUCAAGAUACAUGUGGUCGAUAAUAAUAGUUCACAAGUGGUAUCAUUUGUUCAUAGUAGUAGCAACUUGAGUAGUAACGAAACUCUACCACCAUUCUUCUUACCCAUGACGAGUAGUAGUAGUAGUAGCACUACGAAUACGACAUUGAAUACAUGCACCACUACCAAUCAUGAUCUUGCAACACAACAAACCAUGGAUGUAUUGAAUCAUAGAAUUUACUCCAUUCCUCCAGAGAAUACUCACACCAUUGUGAUUGAACCGAUUGUUUCAAAACUUUCUAAAAUGGAUGCUAAAUAUUUAGAGGAACAUUUAUUUAUUUAUAAUUAUGAAAAUAUUCGUGAAAAGAAAUUAAUAACCAUCAAAUUCUCUCGAGGAUCAUCCAUAACUCAAUUUUAUUCAACACCAGGAUCCAAAUCAUCACCUGUAUACAAUGCCUUGGAAGAAUCUAUUGUCAAUGUGAUUACUCAAUUUAGAAAAUAUUCAGAAUAUUAUUUGUCAAUGAAAAAUUUAAGUGAAUAUGAAAUGGACAACAGAAACAACAGCAGUGGAAGUGGUGGUUCUACGACAUCAAGAUCAAAACGAAUUACUUUGGAUGUUAUUGAAGAUAUUCUUAGACAAAAAGAAUUCACUUCUCUCUACUAUGAUAUUCGAUUCUUAACGGAUGAAUUGGUAUUUUGGGGACUAAAAGGAAAUGUUGUUGGAAAGGUGAUAUUUGAUUUAGCGAACUUGUUGUACAUUUCUUUAUUCAAAUAUGGGUCAUUAUUCGCACAGAGAGACAAAACUUUGAGAUUAUCUGAGAGCAAUCAAUCACACAAGAGUAGUUAUCAUUCGUUCAAGCAGUGGAUUGGCCAAUUGUCCUACUAUCUUUCCUAUUUUCAUGGAGAAGAGGCUUUUGAAUUGAGACAGCUAUUGGAAGAUUUACUAUCGAUUCCAAGUGAAUAA